GGAUUCCCAGAUAUCACUCCGCUUUAUUUUCUCUCUUUUUCUGCUUAAAGAAUUUGCAGAAUUUAAGACCCCAAAUCCUUCUUGCUUCUCCUCAGAUCUUCAGUCUUUUCAGUUUCCAGAGGAAAUCUAGGAUCGGCAAACCGGAAAAUGGCCAGAGUAUUGUUGCUCAUUGCACUCUGCGUGCUCCCAGCUCUCGUCACUGCAACUCGUCCCAACAAGAACCCGUUUCUGGUUCAGGGUCGCGUCUACUGUGACACUUGCCGUGCUGGCUUUGAGACCCCCAAGACCACCUACAUGGCUGGGGCCAGGGUUAGAGUGGAAUGCAAGAACAGGCGAACAGGGGAACUUAUGUACACCAAGGAUGGUGAGACUGAUUCAACCGGCACAUACAAGGUUACGGUGAAUGAGGACCAUAAGGAUCAGGUUUGUGAUUGCAUGCUUGUGAGCAGCUCCCAGCCUGACUGUGCCAAAAUGUCCAUGGGUAGGGAACGUGCCCGUGUGAUCUUGACAAACUUCAAUGGCAUUGCCUCAAACAACCGUUAUGCCAAUGCAAUGGGCUUUGAGAAGGACGAGCCUGAAUCUGGCUGUGCUGAGGUCCUCAAGCUUUACCAGGACGCCGAGGAAGAUGUGUAGUGUCUAGUGUGUUGGCUCUAGUGUCUCCAAUGCACAUCAAUUAUAUUAGUAUUGCUUGGUGUUUGUUUGCUUUUAGUGCGUGAAUUGUUUUAUGGUUACUGCUUUGGAAGACAUAUAUGUACUCUGUUGAUGGAUUCUAUUUAUUAAAAAUAUAUGGUACUCGAUCAAUCUUUUUCCCUUGAAUAAAUUCUCUCUUCUAGA
Messenger RNA from Rubroshorea leprosula, 834 nucleotides. The record is from the annotation of a GenBank genome assembly. NCBI's taxonomy places the organism in Eukaryota, Viridiplantae, Streptophyta, Magnoliopsida, Malvales, Dipterocarpaceae.